AUGAGCUCCAUCAGCCUGAGCCUACUGCUACUACUGAGUGUGGCCUCGGCAGUCUACUGCACGCCACUGCCCACCAUCACCCAGCAGGAACAGGACCGUGCAGUGGAUUUUCUCAAGAAGUUCUACAACAUGAACAAAGAAACAGGCCCGACAGUCGGAGGACGUCUGACUCCACUCACCAGGAAGCUGAGGGAAAUGCAGAGGUUCUUGGGACUGAAGAUCACUGGUAACCUUGAUGCUGACACUCUGGCCAUGAUGAAGAAACCCAGAUGCGGUGUCCCUGACAAUAACGUGGCCAAAUAUACAAUUUAUGGGAAUGAUCGGAAAUGGCAAAAGAAUGCACUUACAUACAGAAUUGAGAACUACACACCAGACAUGACUAAAGCAGAAGUUGAUGAUUCUAUUGAAAAGGCUCUUGGAGUUUGGGCCAAAGUCACACCCUUGAGGUUCACCAGGCUCCACAGUGGAACAGCAGACAUCAUGAUCUCCUUUGGCAGCGGGUAUCAUGGAGAUAGAGACAGCUUUGACGGUCCCGGUGGAACACUGGCUCAUGCCUCUUCCCCUUCUCCUGACAGCGGAGUAUUCACCCAUUUUGAUGAGGAUGAAUACUUUACCUAUCGUUCUUAUGGCACUGUUCUGUUUCUGAUCGCUGCCCAUGAAUUCGGUCACAAUUUGGGCCUGGACCACUCUCUAGACGAAGAUGCGCUCAUGUUCGCCGAGUACACCUACAGAAACCCAAACACCUUUGUUCUGCCCCAGGACGACGUCAACAGCAUCCAGUCCCUUUAUGGGGCAAACCCAGACAAAGAACCUAAUCCAGGCCCAGGCCCUCUGCCCCCCAUCACAUGUGACUCCAGUCUGGUCUUGGACGCUGUUUCAACCCUCAGAGGAAAAAAGCUCUUCUUUAAAGACAGAUCCUUCGAGGUGGUGGUGGUGUUGAGAUCCUUCGAGGUGGUGGUGGUGUUGAGAUCCUUCGAGGUGGUGGAGGUGUUGAGAUCCUUCGAGGUGGUGGUGGUGUUGAGAUCCUUCGAGGUGGUGGAGAACUACUUGACAAGUUUCUUCCACAUGAAAGAGGAGCCAGGACCUGUAGCUCUAACUCAAAAGCUGAGUGAGAUGCAACGGUUCUAUGGCCUCCACAUCACCGGGACUCUGGACAAAGACACUGUGGCCCUUAUGAAGAAGUCUCGCUGUGGGGUUCCCGAUGAAAUCUCCCGGUAUAAAACCUUUGGGAAAAGAAACAGGUGGUACAAGAAAUCUCUUACUUACAGGUAA
Molecule: messenger RNA, 1272 nt
Organism: Knipowitschia caucasica
Lineage: Eukaryota; Metazoa; Chordata; Actinopteri; Gobiiformes; Gobiidae
Source: the annotation of a GenBank genome assembly